This is a messenger RNA of Aspergillus mulundensis, 1779 nucleotides long. RefSeq lists its product as uncharacterized. Bases 1 to 1779 code for a protein of 592 amino acids. Lineage: Eukaryota; Fungi; Ascomycota; Eurotiomycetes; Eurotiales; Aspergillaceae. Gene Ontology annotation, cellular component: cytoplasm. The record is from RefSeq and is a predicted model, not a curated record. Gene Ontology annotation, molecular function: guanyl-nucleotide exchange factor activity. The transcript is spliced from 3 exons.
AUGGAAGUGCCGAUCCUUGAAAUGUUCUUUGAUGAACUAAAGAUAAGACUGAAGGUUGUGGAAUGUGGGAAGAAGACAUCGAGUAGUACAGAACUAGAAGAGAAACCCCGCUAUAGACACGCCCCACCUGCUCCUGCCACUCGAUGUGGGCCCGUCGAUCAGGAGGAGCGUGGCCAGAACGGUCUUGGCGGGCGUGCCCCUACCGGUGCCUGGUCUAGACCGAAUGCGGGAAUCUCAAAACAACCCGGGAUGUCACGGGAUCUGGGCGCUCAAUCAUCAUUCCUCGCAACACCUUUUCUUUCAAUCCUCCUCAAACAUCCCAACAUGCCGCCCAAAAAAGCUGCUGCAAGUCGCAAUCGCGUCGCGAAAGCCUCCGCUAAAGGUCCCGCCAAAUCGACCAGCGGCCGAGGUCGAGGCCGACCCAAGAAAGGUUCCACUGCUGCGCGACCAACACCACCACCCCUGAACCAGCGCACCCCCCCAACGAAGCGAUUAGACGUCUACGUAUUCGGAACAAACUGCGCCGGCGAGUUAGGCCUGGGCGACGCAACGACAAAGACCGAAAUCCCACGACCCGUUCUGAACCCGAAGCUCGCCGCCGAUAAGGUCGGAGUCGUACACCUGGCCGUCGGAGGCAUGCACUCUGCGGCGCUGACGCACGAUAACAAGAUAUUGACGUGGGGUGUGAAUGAUGAUGGCGCGCUGGGGAGGGACACAACGCAGGACCCCAACGACGUCAAGACGCGCGAUGUGGACGAGGCCAGCGAGGACAGCGAUAGCGAGGAGGAGGGCAAUUUCAACCUGAAAGAGGCGACGCCGAUAGAGGUGGAUCCCAAGCACUUCCCUUCCGGAACCGCUUUCACUCAGUUGGUUGGAACGGACAGCGCGACGUUUGCGCUUACAACGGGUGGGAAGGUCUAUGGGUGGGGAGCGUUUACGGACGGUAGUGGGAAUAAACAGUUUAUCGCCGGUUCUACGGUGAAACGUCAACUCACACCGAUUUUAAUCCCCGGACUGGAGAACAUCGUACAACUAUCCUCCGGCGCACAACACGUUUUGGCUCUGACAUCGGACGGCAAGGUGUUCGGUUGGGGUCGCAACGAGCAAGGACAACUCGGGCGUGUCCGUCGAGUACGCGGCGCGGCAGCCGACUCCCUCACCCCAGCGCAAUGCGCCACCCCACCUAAUAUCGUGAAUAUCGGCACCGGCUCAUAUCAUUCCUUCGCUGUACACAAGUCAGGCAGAGUCUACGGAUGGGGCUCGAACAACUUCGGGCAAACCGCUAUAUCGGCAAGUGCGGGCCGAGGCGACGCGACAGUGAUGUAUCCGACCAAGGCCCCAGCUUUCAAGCCAUUCUCGAAAAUCGUCACAAUCCAAGGCGGAAAAGACCACAGUCUCGCCGUAACACAGGAUGGAAAAUGUCUAUCGUGGGGUCGCAUCGAUAACAAAGCUCUUGGUGUGGAUAUGACCAAGGUUGAUGUGGCUGAUGUUAUCGUCGACGAAUAUGACAGACCGCGUAUCCUUGCCGUCCCAACGCCCAUCGGAAAUAUUUCGGACGCUGUCGGACUUGGAAUAGGAACGGACCACUCCUUCGUCAUCACGAACAAGGGCCAGGCAUAUAGCUGGGGAUUCAACGCGACGCGCCAGACAGGACAGCCUAGCGACGAGGACAUCGCCGAACCAGCUAUCCUUAGCAACAAACACGUUGACGGGAAGAAACUGGUCCUCGCGGAUGCAGGUGGGCAGUUCAGUAUCGUCGCUGGAGAACACGGAGUCUGA